AUGGCGCAUCAGCGCGUGCCCUCGACCAUUGAUGCGGUGAAGGAACCGCAUUCUGUUUCGCUCAAAGUUUUACGACUCUCUCGUCCCUCCCUCUCAAUUCAACACCCUCUCCCACCAUCCCCCUCACCCUCACCCUCCCCAGACCUCACCGCAUCCCUCGCAUACCCCUCUACCAAACCUGAUGCCUUCAUCCUCUCGCCCCUCCUCACCCUCCCCCCGGCCUUCGGCUCCGCAUACGUAGGCGAGACCUUCUCCUGCACCCUAUGCGCAAACAACGAGAUCCUGCCUGGCAGCACCCCCCAGAAAACAAUCUCCAAUGUCCGCAUAGAAGCAGAAAUGAAGAUCCCCUCGUCCGCAACCCCUACAUCUCUCCCUCUUUCUCCACCCUCAUCAUCAUCAUCAUCGUCAUCAUCAGACGAAAACGAAAAGGAUGCCGGCGUAGAUUUGGAAGCGUCGAAAAGCUUACAGAAAAUCGUAAACUUUGAUUUGAAAGAAGAGGGUUCCCAUGUCUUGGCUGUCACAGUCACAUAUACAGAAACAACGCCUACAUCUGGACGGAUCCGCACAUUUCGGAAACUGUACCAGUUUGUCUGUAAAGGGUGUAUGGUCGUCCGCACCAAAGCGGGGCCCCUGCCCCCUUCCCCAUCUUCUUCCUCCCUUAGGAAAUGGGCGCUAGAAGCACAGUUGGAGAACUGUGGAGAGGACACGAUUUGUCUCGAUGGUGUGGUGUUGGAGACGAGGGACGGGCUUCGGAGUGUGGGACUUAAUGGGGAGGAGAGGCCUGUGUUGAUGCCGGGGGAUGUGAGGCAGGUUUGCUUUUUGGUUGAGGAGGUGGAUGGCGGAGGGACGGAGGAGGGGGGGGAGGAUCAUGUUUGGGGUGCUGAGUAUUGGGUGGAGAGGGACAAUGGGGAAUAG
Messenger RNA from Lachnellula hyalina, 915 nucleotides. It is a transcript of the gene TRAPPC13, whose product is annotated as Trafficking protein particle complex subunit. The transcript is spliced from 2 exons. Gene Ontology annotation, cellular component: TRAPPIII protein complex. The record is from RefSeq and is a predicted model, not a curated record. The coding region runs from base 1 to 915 and encodes 304 amino acids. Lineage: Eukaryota; Fungi; Ascomycota; Leotiomycetes; Helotiales; Lachnaceae.